This is a messenger RNA of Ilex paraguariensis (yerba mate), 1467 nucleotides long. NCBI's taxonomy places the organism in Eukaryota, Viridiplantae, Streptophyta, Magnoliopsida, Aquifoliales, Aquifoliaceae. The record is from the annotation of a GenBank genome assembly.
AUGGAUGGAGAUGAGGUGACAUUGACUCAAGCCCGAGAAACUACGAGAGUAAAAUCACUACAAGCUGGGGCAAGUUCUAGAGAGAGAAGAAAGGAUUACGAGGCCCCCAAAGCAAUGGCAAGCCAUCAACAACAAGAACGAGCACGCGAUGAAGCUCACUUUCUAUCAGAAGCUUCACUUGAGUAUUCUUUAAAUCUCAUAGAGCGUCGUCUUGAGGAAAGGCGUGAAAUACAAAGAGAAGAAGGCACAAGCUCAGCUAUAUGCAUCUUCAGGCUUCCUCGUAGCCUUGUAGGUAUCAAUAACAAGUCCCAACAGCCUGAGAUUGUAUCAAUAGGCCCUUACCAUCGUGGCAAGAACCAUUUGCUCAAGUUUGAAGAGCACAAAUGGUCAUUCUUAGACAAACUUCUUUCUCGAAUAAGUUUUACUGAAAGAAAUCUAUAUGUCUGUCUUGGUGAGAUGAGAGAGCUAGAAAAGCGCACAAGAGAGUGCUACUCUGAUAACAUCCUCAUGUCUAGUCAUGACUUCAUUGAAAUGAUGUUACUAGACGGGUGUUUUGUGAUUGAACUCUUACGGCAUCUUGGUCAUAGUCAAGACGUCAUCAAUGAGGAUGAUCCUAUCUUCACAAGGCCAUGGUUGAUUCCAAUACUCCUAAGGGACCUCCUGAAGCUGGAAAACCAGAUUCCAUAUUUUGUUCUUCAAUAUUUGUUUGAAUGGUCUCGAGGUUUGAGGGAUAAUAAAGCUGACGACCUAUCUGUUCUUGCUUCGAAAGUUUUUGAUCUAGCCUUUCCAAGGUCUAGGGAAAUUAUCUCCACUAUCCACCAUCUAGAAGCCAAGCAUCUACUCGACUUGGUUUACUUGAGUCAUCUACCCUCCAAUCAAGUCACCAAUUUCCGAACGCUAGAGGAAUAUCGUCCAUCAAAUCAGUCAAUACAAUGCAUUACGCAACUGCGUUCAUCAGGGAUCAAGUUCAAGUCUAAUAAAGAUAAUAGCUUCUUAGACAUAAAAUUCAAAAACCGGGCGCUUCAAAUUCCUACCAUUACCAUCAAUGAUUUCACCAGCACCCUUCUCAUAAACUCUGUUGCCUGGGAACAAUACCAGGAAGAUAUUGGCUCCAAAUACUUCACAGACUACGUCUGUUUCAUGAAUUGUCUGAUCAACCAACCAAGAGAUGUCGCAUUUCUAUGUAUGGAUGGAAUAAUCACAAGAUUCUCGCAAGAUGACCACUCUGUCGUGAAUUUGUUCAAUAAACUUGGGAAGAACGUCGUCUUCAGCAAUCAAAAUUGCUAUCUAUCUAAGCAGUUCAAAGGAGUAGAGGCCUAUUACAGCAGCUAUUGGGGAACCAUGAUGCGAACUUAUUUUAGCAGUCCAUGGUCAUUUAUUUCAGUCUUUUCUGCUUUCAUUGUCAUAGUUCUCACUAUGAUACAGACUAUCAUGUCUGUCUUGAGUUACUGUAGACAAUUUGGUUAG